AUGCGCCACAAGUGGCUCUGGCGGUUCCUGCGGCGCCGCGACUUCAAGCGCUUCGAGGCGACCUUGGAAGCCCUGCGCGACCGUGACAUCCCCUUCGACGAGGUGACCUACAACUUUGCCAUGUACGGCAUUCUGCUGCACCCACGGCAAGUGGACGAACUCUCUCGGGAGGUCCUUCAAGACAUGGAGGAGGAUGGCCGCUUUCACCCGGCGCUUUUACGGCUCCAGCGAGGCUUUUUGGACUCCUUCUUUGAGCUCAAGGAGGUCGACGCGGCGCCGAACCGGAAGAACUUGCUCAAGGCAUGUCACGGGAGCACCGGACAGUGA
This is a messenger RNA of Effrenium voratum, 327 nucleotides long. The record is from the annotation of a GenBank genome assembly. NCBI's taxonomy places the organism in Eukaryota, Dinophyceae, Suessiales, Symbiodiniaceae.